AGAAAUGAGACCUUUGGCAGUGGUCCUCUUGACUCUGAGUGUUUUGCUCCUCAUCUCAGUCGUUGAUUGCAAAGCUCCCAAGGAAACAAAGAACAAAGAUGGUAAUCACGACAAACAGCAGAAAGGGAAAGCAGAUGCUGUGAAAUCGAAAGAAAAAGGGAAAAAGGUCGACAAAGUCAAGAGCGUAAAAUUCGCUGAAUCAGAGAAGCAGGAAGAACCUCAAUUGAUUAAAGUGAGAGAAGUCCUUAUCGAGGCUGGAGAAAUCGUCGGAGCUCCACACAAUGAAAAUACUGGACAUAUUCAUGUUGGCGAAUCACUUGUUGACACUUUGAAUCACCAUCAACCAAAACCAAUUGCCAAGCCGAAGUCGCUAAAGGUGCUGAACGCCUAUGAACAGUGCAAAAUGGAGUGUAAGAGACAACGCGAUAGUGUCCAUGCACGCGAGUACGUGGAACAGCUGAAGGCCGAGCUAGCCGCUGCCGAGGCUGCUUUGGCAGCCGAAAUCGCUGCCGAAAAUGCUGCAAACGCACCAGCUGUUGAGCAUGCAGACACUACUGUCGACACAUCUACACAUUUUAGUUCGUAAAACCGUAUGAUUCACCAAAGUCCCAUUUCUUCACGAUCGCUCUCACUCACAGAUAAAGGCACAUCGGACAUUGCUGUUUC
Messenger RNA from Cylicocyclus nassatus, 666 nucleotides. The record is from the annotation of a GenBank genome assembly. Lineage: Eukaryota; Metazoa; Nematoda; Chromadorea; Rhabditida; Strongylidae.